Molecule: messenger RNA, 1869 nt
Organism: Nematostella vectensis (starlet sea anemone)
Lineage: Eukaryota; Metazoa; Cnidaria; Anthozoa; Actiniaria; Edwardsiidae
Product: polyprenol reductase
Exons: 3
Coding region: 31-1035 (334 amino acids)
Biological process (GO): dolichol-linked oligosaccharide biosynthetic process; polyprenol catabolic process
Cellular component (GO): endoplasmic reticulum
Molecular function (GO): 3-oxo-5-alpha-steroid 4-dehydrogenase activity
Source: RefSeq, a predicted model, not a curated record
UUUCAUCGCUGGCUCGCCUAGAAAUUCAAGAUGGCGGACGAUGACAGUUUUACGCACAAAACUCCCGGGGAAUCUGACGUGUUCUUGUUCGCUGUGCAGUCUUUUGCUAAUUCCCUUUUUUGUUUUCUAAGAGAUAACGACUUGGUUAUUUUGCUUUGGGUCGCUAUGAAUGCGGCCUGUUUCGCCGUGGGGGUUGUGUACGCUUUCCAGGAUGCUAUGCCAAAUUUGUUAAAAGAUCUCUUUAAAUAUGGGAAGACCGAUCUCUCUAGCAAGGCUAGACGACAAACGGUUGCGUAUAGAUUACUACACGUCCCGAAAAGAUGGUUUACACAUUUCUACCUUGUGGGUCUCCUGUGGUGUAUUUUUCUCUGCUGGGAUACCUGUGUGUUCUGUCACCAUGGGAGUGAUGCAUCAUGGGUGGUGAAAUAUCUGUAUUUCCUUUCUGCCCCUGGUGAUCCCUGGAUGGAUGACAUCACCUCCCUUGCCGUCACACUUGGGAUGUUCUUCAUUCAAGUUUUGCGGCGGUUGCUUGAAUGUCUAUUCAUGAGCAACAUGACAGGGAAUAUUCAUGUGUUGCAUUAUGUGGCAGGAAUAUUGUUUUACAUUUUAGUAGGACUUUCCUUAGUGUUACCUUACUUUAUCUCCCCUCAAGGUUUGGUUCCGCCAUACUCUCUUCAGCAUCCAAAGUGGUUCCAUCUACCAUCUUUAGUACUAUUUACAUGGUCAAGUUUCCACCAAUUCAAGUGCCACCACAUAUUCUACAAGUUACGGGACGAUUCUCAACUCACAUCCAUUCACAAGGUUCCUUACGGGGACUGGUUCACUUUUGUUUCAAGUCCGCAUUACCUUGCAGAGAUACUGAUUUACAUGUCUUUUAUCAUGGUCCAUGGUGGGAGGAACCCUUACACCUGGUUGAUGCUAGGGUUUGUGGUCCAGAACCUCUGUCUUGGGGCCACGGCCAACCAUCACUGGUACAAAGCCAAGUUUAAAAGUUACCCAAAGUCUAGGUAUAGGAUAUUUCCAUUUUUGUACUGAUGAAAGAGGUGUGCAAACCCUGAUGACUUCAUAUUGCAGGUGUAUAGCCAGGUGUAUAGCCAGGUGUGUAACCAGGUGUAUAGCCAGGUGUGUAACCAGGUGUAUAGCCAGGUGUGUAGCCAGGUGUGUAGUCAGGUGUAUAGUCAGGUGUGUAGCCAGGUGUAUAGCCAGGUGUGUAGCCAGGUGUGUAGUCAGGUGUAUAGUCAGGUGUGUAGCCAGGUGUGUAGCCAGGUGUGUAGUCAGGUGUAUAGUCAGGUGUGUAGCCAGGUGUAUAGCCAGGUGUGUAGCCAGGUGUAUAGCCAGGUGUGUAGUCAGGUGUAUAGCCAGGUGUAAAGCCAGGUGUGUAGCCAGGUGUGUAGCCAGGUGUGUAGCCAGGUGUGUAGCCAGGUGUAUAGCCAGGUAUGUAGUCAGGUGUAUAGUCAGGUGUAUAGCCAGGUGUGUAGCCAGGUGUGUAGCCAGGUGUAUAGCCAGGUGUGUAGCCAGGUGUGUAGCCAGGUGUGUAGCCAGGUGUGUAGCCAGGUGUGUAGCCAGUUGUAUAGCCAGGUGUGUAGCCAGGUGUAUAGCCAGGUGUGUAGCCAGGUGUGUAGCCAGGUGUAUAGCAAGGUGUAUAGCCAGGUGUGUAGCCAGGUGUAUAGCCAGAUGUGUAGCCAGGUGUGUAGCCAGGUGUAUAGCCAGGUGUAUAGCUAGAUGUGUAGCCAGGUGUAUAGCCAGAUGUGUAGCCAGGUGUAUAGCCAGAUGUGUAGCCAGGUGUAUAGCCAGGUGUGUAACCAGGUUUCAGGAGAAUAGGCUAGUAUUGGUUCUUGUGACUUUCAUUAAAACAUUCAUGCUGAGAAA